Hippopotamus amphibius kiboko is the source of this 1613-nucleotide messenger RNA. RefSeq names its product TATA-box binding protein associated factor 12 (gene TAF12). Lineage: Eukaryota; Metazoa; Chordata; Mammalia; Artiodactyla; Hippopotamidae. Gene Ontology annotation, cellular component: SLIK (SAGA-like) complex; transcription factor TFIID complex; SAGA complex. The transcript has 7 exons. Gene Ontology annotation, biological process: DNA-templated transcription initiation; RNA polymerase II preinitiation complex assembly. The record is from RefSeq and is a predicted model, not a curated record. The coding region runs from base 585 to 1175 and encodes 196 amino acids. Gene Ontology annotation, molecular function: DNA binding; protein heterodimerization activity; TBP-class protein binding.
GUUUGAAGAGCCAGGUUGUAGAGGAGACGGGGCUGUGUUAGGAAUCAGGCUCUUGGGACGGGACUGAAGGGAUCGGGGCUCGGAGAAGACGCGGCUGUGGGGACGUGGGCUCCAGACGGGACUUAGGGGAAGGGGACGGAGUUAUCCGGCAUCCGAGGAGAAGCGGGCUGAGAGGGACAGGUUUGUGAGGACCCGCGCUCCUAAGAGGAGAGGGUCGGAAGAGAAUGGGGCGUGAAGCCACGGGCUUCUGAGAGGUAAAAGCGGAGCUGUGAGGACUCAGGUUGCUAAGUGGUAGAAGCGGGACAGUGAAGACCCAGACUUCUAAGGGUUCGGAAACAGGGCAGCGAAGACUUAGGUUCUUGAGAGGCAGGAGCAGUAAGAGAACACUUGGGUUUGGGAAGAACAGGAGCGGGCAGUGAAGACGGGCUUCUGUGGGGACGGGAUCGGGGCUUGGAGACUCCGAAGUACCUGAGGGAACAGGGCUUUGAGGACACGAGCUCCUAAAAGCAGAAAGUAUAAGAGUCUCCUGACAUGGAGUCACUUCAUUCCAUUGUGCUUGACCAACAUCGUCUACAAUUGGGCUGAUGAAAGUUGUCAGUAAACAGUUGAUUGGCCUUGGUCCUCAUAGCUCCAAAAAGAAACAAGAUCUCGAUAAGCUCUAUGAGCUGAAGUCCAAAGCGCGGCAGAUUAUGAACCAGUUUGGCCCCUCAGCCCUAAUCAACCUUUCCAAUUUCUCAUCAAUAAAACCGGAACCAGCUAGCACCCCUCCACAAGGCUCCAUGGCCAACAGCACUACAGUGGUAAAGAUCCCAGGCACCCCUGGGACGGGAGGGCGUCUCAGCCCUGAAAACAAUCAGGUAUUGACCAAGAAGAAGUUACAAGACUUAGUAAGAGAAGUGGAUCCUAAUGAGCAACUGGAUGAAGAUGUGGAGGAGAUGCUGCUGCAGAUUGCUGAUGAUUUUAUUGAGAGCGUGGUGACAGCAGCCUGCCAGCUUGCUCGGCAUCGCAAGUCCAGCACCCUGGAGGUGAAAGAUGUCCAGCUGCAUCUAGAACGCCAGUGGAACAUGUGGAUCCCAGGGUUUGGCUCUGAAGAAAUCCGACCCUACAAAAAAGCUUGUACCACAGAAGCUCACAAGCAGAGAAUGGCAUUGAUCCGGAAAACAACCAAGAAAUAACACAUGGAAAAGUCAGGGAAUGGACAACAAUGUAUUUGGAGAUACUUGAGCUGAGACCUCAGCCAUCUCAUCCUUGGAUUUUUUUUUUUUAAUGCUUUACAGAGAAGCAUAUAUUUUUUAUUAACAGUGCAGCAAUAUCUAUAAUGACUGAGAGGAUCUGCCAAAAGAAUAAAGCCUCCUACCCCCAAUGCCAGCCCCUUUUCCCUGCCGUCUCAAAGAGGAGCAAUGUAUCUUCCAGAGAAGAUUUUAUCUGUGGUUUAUUAUAUGUGAUUGACUAGGGGACAAAGCAUUAUGGUCUUGUUUGGUGAGAGAGUAUUAGCAGGAUUAGUAGAGGUUUUUGUUUCCUUCUCCCUCCCCCUUUUCCCUGUACUUUGUAAUGUCAGUGUUUAUAUGAAUAUGACUUUCAUUUGCUUUUCCAGAAUAAAGAAGUUAUUAAUC